CAAGGAGAGGAGACACUCCCAAAUUACUGCCCAUUUGGCCUGGAGGCAGUUGGGAAGAGUGUUUAACAACCGAAGCAGCCGGGAAGAGCGACAGAGACAGAGAGAGAGAGAAAAAAAAAUCCCCGGUGGUGAGGAGGUCUUUGAUUCAUCAACAGGUGCCAGGGGAAGGAUUGCGACUAUCAAGGCCAUGAGCACUAAGCCCCAAUGGAGGGCCCUGAUGGCCUUCCUGUGCACCAUGUCGCACUGCAGCUUUGCGACCAAAGUGGAUUCCUCGGCCCCUGAGCAAGAACUGACCUUCGGUCACGUCUUUAACAUUGACGUUCCGGGGGCGUCCGGUUGCAAACUGGAGCGGCUGCCGAGCCGGGAUGAAAACGGUCUGCGGAUGGAGAGCGUAAAGAUGGGAGAGAACGACAUCAUCUUCAAGCACAACAUCAGGUUGCAGUCGCCGAAAUGCGAUUGUGGGGAGUCGGAGACGUUUAAGUCGCUCCUGUACAGAGUCAAUGGCUUGGAAGAGGAAGUCAACUACCUGAAGAGCCAGUGUGCUCAGGGAUGCUGCGGCAACGGAGGUGCGGACACAAGCUGCAGCGGCCACGGAACCUACCGGCAGGACACGUGCAGCUGCCUCUGUUACACGGGAUGGGAAGGCCCAGACUGCUCCUUCUCCUCCUGCCCGGACGAGUGCAACGACAACGGGCGCUGCGUGGAUGGCAAGUGCGUCUGCCAUCAGGGCUACGCGGGAGACGAUUGCGGCGUGCUGAUGUGCCCCAACGACUGCAACGACAAGGGCCGAUGCGUGGAUGGCAAAUGCGUGUGCUUCCCGCACUUCACCGGCGACGACUGCGGUGUCCAGAAGUGUCGCAAUGACUGCAAUCGGAACGGCCUUUGCUUCGAUGGCCAGUGCGUCUGUGACCAGGGUUUUCAUGGGGUGGACUGCUCAUUAGUGCUUAGUCCUCAAGGCCUAAGGUUGGUCCAGGCAACGGACGUCUCCCUCCUGGUCCAGUGGUUGCCAGUUUCCGGAGCUGACUAUUAUGUUUUAACGUAUCAUCCCCGAGGUGAGGGGAGUGCCUUGAAGCAGGUUCGGGUUCCCAACAUGGAUAACUCCUAUCUCAUCACAGGCCUGACUUCUGGGCUUAGCUACUUUGUUGAAGUCCACGCUGUGAUCAGAGGCAUCCAAAGUGGAGCGGAGGAAAUCGAAGCUACCACAGGUGUCUCAGCAAUCAACGAUAUCCAAGUUCUUGACCGGACAGAUGUCACAAUCCAGGUGGACUGGAGUAACCCACAAGCCGAGGUGGAUCACUUCAGGCUCACGCAUACCGACCCAUCAGGACAGGAGGCGGAGCUGAAUGUACAAAGAAGCCAAGAGGCGCGAACCAAACACACCAUCGUGGGUCUGUUGCCGGGGACAGAAUAUUUGAUUGCAGUGCAGGCCGUUAAAGGACCGAUGGAGGGGAACUCUUCCUCGGUCACAGGUUCCACAGACAUUGACGCGCCAACAAACCUGAUCGCCACUCAGGUCACAGUAGAUACCGCAACAGUUUCUUGGGACCCGGUCCAGGCCCAGAUCGAAGGCUAUACGUUGACGUACACUUCGGACGCGGGCUCCAGCGGCGAGAUCCCUCUUGGACGUGACAUGACUUCGUACCGGCUGGUUGGUCUGAAACCUGGCGCGGUCUACACGAUCGACAUCUGGGCCUUCAGGGGUGAUAAGGUCAGCAGGAAGAGCUUCACCAUGGUCGAGACAGAAAUGGAUGCUCCCACCAACCUCGUGGCCCGGGAAGAAACAGAGAGCAGCCUCAGAGUGUCAUGGGAGAGCGUCCAGGCAGAAAUCGACGGCUACAAGCUCACGUACCGUUCUCCUGAUGGCUCAAGCGAGGAAAUCCCAAUUGGACCUGACAGCACUUCUUACACAAUAAAUGGUUUGAGGCCCGGGGUCGUCUAUACAGUCCACAUCUGGGCUGUCAGGGGGAACAAAGCCAGCAGAAAGGUCUCAUCACAAGCAGAGACAGAACUGGAUGCUCCCGCUAACCUUAUAGCCCAUGAUGAGACCGAAAGCAGCUUCAGGGUGUCGUGGGAAGGCGCCCAGGCGGAAAUUGAUGGCUACGUGCUAAUGUACCUUUCUCCUGAUGGCCAAAGCGAGGAAAUCCCACUUGGGCCCUAUAGUAGCACCUACACUAUAAAUGGCUUGAAACCUGGAGUCACCUAUACAGUCCGCAUUUGGGCCGUCAAGGGAAAUCAAGCCAGUCGAAAAGUCUCUACACAAGCAGCGACAGAACUGGAUGGUCCUGCCAACAUCUUAGUCCAUGAUGAGACCGAAAGCAGCUUCAGGGUGUCGUGGGAAGGCGCCCAGGCGGAAAUUGAUGGCUACGUGCUAAUGUACCUUUCUCCUGAUGGCCAUAGCGAGGAAAUCCCACUUGGGCCCCAUAGUAGCACCUACACAAUAAAUGGCUUGAAACCUGGGGUCACCUAUACAGUCCGCAUUUGGGCCGUCAAGGGAAAUCAAGCCAGUCGAAAGGUCUCUACACGAGCAGCAACAGAACUGGAUGGUCCCGCCAACAUCUUCGCCCAUGAUGAGACCGAAAGCAGCUUCAGAGUGUCGUGGGAGGGUGCCCAGGCGGAAAUUGAUGGCUACGUGCUAAUGUACCUUUCUCCUGAUGGCCAUAGCGAGGAAAUCCCACUUGGGCCCCAUAGUAGCACCUACACUAUAAAUGGCUUGAAACCUGGAGUCACCUAUACAGUCCGCAUUUGGGCCGUCAAGGGAAAUCAAGCCAGUCGAAAAGUCUCUACACAAGCAGCGACAGAACUGGAUGCUCCCGCUAACCUUUUAGCCCAUGAUGAGACCGAGAGCAGCUUCAGGGUGUCGUGGGACGGUGUCCAGGCGGAAAUCGACGGCUACGUCCUCACCUAUGGCUACUCGGAGGGCUCCAGUGGGGAAAUCUCUUUGGGAGCAGACAUCAAUUCCUACAGCCUGACGGGCUUGAGGCCCGGUGUGGUGUACACUGUCUACAUCUGGGCCGUCAAAGGAAGCAAAGCCAGCAGGAAGAUCUCGACACAAGCCGACACAGAGCUGGACGAUCCCGCUAACCCUUUAGCCCGAGACCAAACCGACACCAGCUUCGAGGUGUCCUGGGAUGGCGUCCAAGCAGAAAUCGACGGCUACGUCCUCACCCACACUUCUUCAGAGGGCUCCAGUGGGCAAAUCCGUGUUGAUCCCAGGAGUGAUUCUCACAGUCUGACUGGUUUGAGGCCCGGUGUCGUCUACACGGUCUACAUCUGGGCCGUCAAAGGAGACAGAAGCAGCAGGAAGAUCUCAGUGCAAGCAGAGACAGACAUUGACGCUCCAAAGGACUUGCAGGCUUUGGGUGUUACCACGGAGUCAGCUCGGUUGACCUGGGCCGCUCCUUUGGCUGACAUUGAGGGCUACAUCUUAACCUACAGAGAUGAGGAUAGCAACCUGGAAGCUGUUGAGAAGCACCUUGGAGCCAGAGAGCGCAGCUUUAUCGUCUCCAGCCUCCAGAUGGCGAAGAGAUACAUAGUUAGCAUCAUCGCCUAUAGAGGAAGCAAGAGGAGUCAAGUGGUGGAAACCAUCUUCAAAACAGAUGGCCUCCCGUACCCCUUCCCCGUGGAUUGUCUUCAGAUCAUGAAAAAUGGCAUCAAAAAGAGCGGCGUCUACACUGUCUAUAUCGACAACGACAGCUCCAAACCAAUUGACGCAUACUGCGACAUGGAUACUGAUGGAGGCGGCUGGCUGGUCCUGCAGCGCCGCAUGACUGGCAAACUGGACUUUAUGAAACGCUGGAGGACGUACAUGGCCGGUUUUGGCAACGUGACAGACGAGUUUUGGAUAGGGUUGGAUAAGAUUUAUCAGAUGACCAACACGCCCGUCCGGUACGAGUUGAGGUUCGAUUUAGGCCUCGGCUCAGAGAGGGCCUACGCCAUCUACGACAACUUCAAGAUCGCCAACGCCAGGCAGAAGUUUGCGCUCACCAUUGGCCACUACAGAGGGACAGCAGGUGAUGCAAUGACCUAUCACCAAGGUCGGCCCUGGACGACGAUCGACUCCGAUAAUGACAUCGCCCUUGGCAACUGCGCCCUCACACACCGCGGGGCCUGGUGGUACAAAAACUGUCACCUGGCCAACCUCAACGGCAAAUGGGGAGACAACAGGCACAGUAUGGGGGUCAACUGGGAGCCGUGGAAAGGCCACCUGGUGUCCCUGGACUUCACCGAGAUGAAGAUUCGUCCGGCGGAAGCGUACUCCAGCAGGAAGAGGCGAUCGUUGAUGGCCAGACAGAAGAGCCAACGGAAUGCCGUCCAUCACCAGGAGAAGUAGAGCGGUGGCCAAUGAGACCCAUACUUAACUUUGACGUAUUCAGAGUCGGCCUGCUCUCAUGAGAAUUUAGGAGGAUAUGAUGCAAAAAGAACCAGUAGGACAGUUUAAGUACCGGUAGUUAAAAAAAAAAACAUUGCAUAAUGCAUGGAAUCAUUUCCUUAAGUCCUAGGUAGGCUGGAGACCAUCCCUGAUGGCUAGCUGAGAGGCGGUGUGCACAAAAACUAUGCACCCGAUUUUGCAGUACCAACCCAAUGUGGUGAUUAUGCAGAUUUUUAUUUUUUUGUAUGAUUUCCUCCUGAAUUCUCACCUGCCUCCAUGUGGAAUUCACAUGGGCGGACUCACUUUUUGUGUCAAAGAUGUAAAAAAUCACAGAGGUCUUCUUAUAAAGAAAAAGUUUUGGUUGAAUUUGUUUCAAGGUCCGUCUGUCAGUGUGGUGGGGUAGGUCAGAAGAAAGUCGCAUUUGCGUUCCCCCACAUAUUUGAUAUUCCAAAAACCUCAUUAAGAUAAAUUAGUUUAAGGUUUCUAUUUUCUCAGGCAAUGGUUGUUUGACAUGAGUAUUUCAUCCAUUUUUUUUUACGUUUGUGUUUUGGAGUUCUUUUGCAAUGAUGUUUUGAUUGUCCAUGGAGGGGGCUGAAGAUUUCUACCGGAGCUUUGGACAGAUUCUAUGUAGAUGAUACGAUGCUGUCUACUAUUGGGUGGAGUGGCAUAUGCGUUUUAUGUAUUUUUGGGGUUCCAUACAGUAUAUCCGGGGAGUGAUGUUGUCCAGGAAACCCACACAUAAGCACAAGCGCCAGGUCUGGACGUCCGAACAUCCCACAGCAUGCAAACUCGGAACACUAUACAAGCGGACUAACGUGACAACAAGGACAGACAGGAAGAGGAAAAGCGCUUUCAAAAUGCUCUUACUCUCUGCCAAUACCCCGAAUGGGGCGUUAGCAAAAGAAAACUGCAAGCCAGACAAAACCAGCAACAUUACAAAAAGAAAGCAAGAAAACCCAAAACAAGCAACAAACCGUGAAAACGACUCAAUAACACUUCCAUAUGUCAAGGGAAUCACAGAGCCCAUUCAAUGCGGCAUGAGAAAACAUCAAAUAUAUA
Messenger RNA from Hippocampus zosterae (dwarf seahorse), 5428 nucleotides. RefSeq names its product tenascin N (gene tnn). The transcript is spliced from 22 exons. Gene Ontology annotation, cellular component: extracellular region. Gene Ontology annotation, molecular function: protein binding. Lineage: Eukaryota; Metazoa; Chordata; Actinopteri; Syngnathiformes; Syngnathidae. The record is from RefSeq and is a predicted model, not a curated record. Bases 188 to 4330 code for a protein of 1380 amino acids.